Messenger RNA from Drosophila rhopaloa, 1245 nucleotides. Its product is annotated as aminomethyltransferase, mitochondrial. Gene Ontology annotation, cellular component: mitochondrion. The transcript has 2 exons. Gene Ontology annotation, biological process: glycine catabolic process. Lineage: Eukaryota; Metazoa; Arthropoda; Insecta; Diptera; Drosophilidae. Gene Ontology annotation, molecular function: protein binding; aminomethyltransferase activity. The record is from RefSeq and is a predicted model, not a curated record. The coding region runs from base 7 to 1224 and encodes 405 amino acids.
CGCGCGAUGUUCAGACUAAGCAAUCGACUGCCCUCCGCCCUCGGCGGUCUACGCCACGCCUCCUCCGCCGCCGGCGAGGGUCAGCGAACCGCCCUCUACGAUUUCCACGGGCAAAAAGGCGGGAAAAUCGUGAAUUUCGGAGGUUACGCCCUGCCGGUUCAGUACUCCGACCAGAGCAUCAUCGCCUCGCACCUCCACACCCGCCAGGUGGGCUCCAUCUUCGACGUGUCGCACAUGCUGCAGACCCGGGUGUUCGGCAAGGAUGGGGCCGCCUGUCUGGAGUCCGUCUGCACUGCGGACAUUCUGGGCACUCAGGACGGCAGUGGCACCCUCACCGUGUUCACCAAUGAGGCGGGUGGCAUCCUGGACGAUCUCAUCGUGAACAAAGUCAGCGAAAAGGAACUCUACGUGGUCUCCAAUGCGGCGAUGAAGGAGCAGGAUAUGGGAAUAAUGAGCGCAGCAGUGAAUAACUUCAAGUCACAAGGCAAGGACGUGGCCAUCGAGUUCCUCACCCCCACCGAUCAGUCCUUGGUGGCGGUUCAGGGUCCCCAGGUGGCAGAUGAACUAGCCAAACUCCUGCCAAAGGAAGCUUCUCUGGAGCAACUCUUCUUCAUGAGAUCUUUCGUCACCACCCUGGCUGGAAUUCCCGAUGUCAGGAUCACGAGAUGUGGCUACACUGGCGAGGAUGGUGUGGAGAUAUCCGUGGAAUCCAGCCAGGCCCAAAAGCUCACCGAAUCUCUUCUUCAGAGUGGAACCCUUAGGCUCGCCGGCCUGGGAGCCAGGGAUUCCCUGCGAUUGGAGGCGGGUCUUUGCCUGUACGUCAGUGACAUUGAUUCCAAGACCACGCCCGUGGAGGCGGCUCUUGCCUGGUUGGUGUCCAAAAGACGCCGCACCACCCGAGAUUUUCCAGGAGCUGAAGUGAUCCUUGGGCAGCUAAAAGAGGGAGUUAGCCGGAGGCGAGUGGGUUUGCAGAUGUUGGGAGCCAAGCCGCCACCAGCCCGAUCCGGAGUGGCCAUCUUUAGCCAGGGUGAGCAAGUGGGUCAGGUGACCAGUGGUUGCCCGAGUCCCAGCGCUGGUCGCAAUAUUGCUAUGGGUUAUGUAGCGGAGAAUCUCAAGGCUCCUGGCACAAAGGUGGAGUUAAAGGUUCGCGACAAGUUCUACGAGGCCGAGAUCACAAAAAUGCCUUUUGUAAAAGCCAACUACUAUAACAAGCCAAAGAAAUAAAUUUGCCCAAAAAUUCCUGAA